UGUUAGGAAAGUAUUAAUGCAAGACGAUGCAGACCUCUUCGUUGUGGUACAAAUUUCUGUUCUGGUAUUCGUAUGUUACGGGGUGAUUUUAAAAACGCUUCGCGUAGUGGGUAUCGGCCUGCAUCUUCGACUUUUUGUUACAGUCGCAACCUCUACAGGCGAAAUGACUGUCACCGUGACAAAAUUGUCUCUCAUCUCUACUGAUUGUGAUAGUGCCAAAACUACUGGAAGGUACUUACCAAUAAUUUCUAAAUCUUUUUAUAGUUAGUGCGCAGGGUUUUUGGAACAGAGUCCAUGUAUAUAUUGUUUCUUUUAACAGCUGAUUUUUCUGCAGAAGUGCUGAACUCACUGUUAAAUGUUGGUGGAUGGAGUGCUAGUUGGGUGAUUCUGGGCGUUCCACCUGUUUCGUUUUGCCUAGGUUAUCUGUAAAUAAUUUACUUUUUUUUGUCGUUGAAUGACAUUCAGCUGAACCUGAUGUCAUGUGAUCGUGUUUAACGAAUUGUUUGGCCCACUUAGCACCUACGAUGGCAGAUGGAUUAAAUGGAGAAAGACAGUCUAUUAGGGAUUCUGCCAAAUCUUUGAAGAAGUAUGGCAGCACUUGCAAUCAUUUUAAGCGGCAGGACCACAUUAAGCACAUAAUUGUGGAAGGUGACACCCUGCAAGGAAUCGCAUUGAAGUAUGGAGUUACCAUGGAGCAGAUACGGCGAGCCAACCUCCUGUGGGCGACGGACAGUCUGUUCCUGAGGGAGAGCCUGCUGAUCCCAGUGACCAAAGAAAGUGCCAUAUCAGACAUGAUGCCGGAGCGGUAUAGCCUGACGGGCAGAAUCGUGACCUCGCCACUGUCCCCGGAGAGCCAGGCGCUGUCCGAAAAGAGCGUAGAUGACUUCCUUGUUGCGAUAGAUACUUCCAUCGCCAACACCAAGAACCAAGUGAAGAAGUCGCAAGGACACAGCGAGUUCCGGGACGACGACGACUUGUACGCACAUCGGCGGCCGGCCGUGUCACGCCUGCGCCAGCAACAGCAACAGCAGCAGCAGCAACAGCUGCAGCUGCAGAGCAACGGCACGGACGACCUGCUGAAUACGCCCCACCCUGUCGUCAUGACGCAGGGACGCAAAGUUCGCACGUCGUUGCAGAGACUCCAGCGCGAGCAGGACGAGAUAUUCGAGUUGUAGCACUCCGGCCCAACCUUGCUUUACGUUGUUUCUGUACACGUCAUCUCUUAGAUGUAGCACCAGAUGCACAGUGUCUACCAUGUUGCGUCCCCCCCGUCCUCGGCACGACUGUCGAUCAUCCAGCCCGCAGGGGUCUCCGUACACCUUCACGCUACGGAUGGGCAUCGCUAGAACCCAUGUCGGAAUGGUGUGGUGCACACCCGGUUGUGAUUUAAGGAGAUGGCAUGGUUCUGGGCGGUGCACAACAACAAAGUCUUGUUCGUAACUUUCUGGUGCAAGUGGAAAUGUAUGGAAUAAUUAAUGACUGCAAUAAUUUUCAAUUUUGGUUGGAAAGUACAAAAUUACUUAACUGGAAUCAGUCUGCAAAACUAUCGUCUAGUCUUGUUUGGUUUUCUUUUCUCUUGCCAAGUGUUUGCUUGUUGUGUAACAAGUGUUGUGUUACUGAAUGCUGUAGGUAGACAUGCAAAGUGUGAUACAAGUAUUACUUGCAGAUUAAUUUUUUUGCAAUUAUCGCAGAUAGUGAAGAAAGUUAAUGGUAGUUUUAGUUGAGUUAUUUAGUGAUAAUACAUUUAAGAUUGCUUAUUUAGCCUCCUAUUGUGCACACUUAGUUUGCAUAUAAAGUACUUGAGGCUAAGUAUUAUUACGCAGUGAUGAGUUCUAGAGUUUGCAAGUUUACACUUCUAAUGAAUUCAAUGGAUUUGCUUCAAUACAUUAUGAGUUGAAUGUCUGUACUGUUUUUUUGGUUAAUUUUGAAAAUUGGAUGCAUUUAUUUUUGAAUGGUUUCUUAUUGUAGUUAUCUACAAAUUAUGUACUGUAUGAAGCCUAAUUUUUGUUAGUAAAGUUCUGCUACGAAAGUUAAUGUAUAAUAUUAAUGUUUUUGAAAACUAUUAAGAAAAAAGUCAAGAUAUUUUUUUAUAACACUUGCAGAAUGUAUGCAUGUGAUUGUAAUUAAUGUAACAAAAUGCCAUGUUUAUGCAAAACAAUAUUGUGUGAUAUGUUCAUUGAUUUAGCUUGUUUUUCAAGAACAAUUUUCUAUAGUAAAGAAAGAUUUGGACUAUCUACUUGAACAUUUAAAUAACAAGCAACUUAAAAUAAUAUGAACACUUGGAUGAUAAAUACUGUUAUCGUAAUACAUAAUUGCCAUGUAUGGCUGUGCUGUCAUAGAUAACCAUGGUCUAUCAUAAUAUCUGUCUCCAGGAGCAGUUCUCAUUCUCAUGCAAGCAUGUCUGAAAACAGUAUUGUCGCACGUCUCCAUUGAUUGUUGUUGUAAGCUCCACUUGGUGAAUGCAGCUUCGUUAAUACUGUUGGUAAGAGCAAAUAUAUACUGUACAUAGCACAACUUGCAUGUUGUGCACAUUUAUAA
This is a messenger RNA of Bacillus rossius redtenbacheri, 2538 nucleotides long. RefSeq names its product lysM and putative peptidoglycan-binding domain-containing protein 2 (gene red). NCBI's taxonomy places the organism in Eukaryota, Metazoa, Arthropoda, Insecta, Phasmatodea, Bacillidae. Bases 525 to 1175 code for a protein of 216 amino acids. The record is from RefSeq and is a predicted model, not a curated record. The transcript has 3 exons.